Messenger RNA from Paramecium octaurelia, 1046 nucleotides. The record is from the annotation of a GenBank genome assembly. Lineage: Eukaryota; Ciliophora; Oligohymenophorea; Peniculida; Parameciidae.
AUGGAUCAAGUAAUUGGUGCCGUGAUAAAUGAAUAUCGAUUCUUGAAGGUAUUAGGAACUGGAUCCAUGGCAGAGUAUUAAUCUUAGUUAUUUUAAAGUGUGUAUCAAGUGUAGGAUGUAACUUCAUAAGUUUAUUAUGCCAUUAAAGUUUAUACUUGUCCUGCCAGUGAUAUAAGAUGUCACAAUGAAGCAAAAAUUUUGGAAAAAUUGAGUCAUUCCAAUAUUAUCACUUUAAGGAAGAAUUUGCAGAUGAAAUUCAAGGUAAAAUUCAAUUUUCUAUUUAUAGGGAGAUUCAGGAGAAAUUAUAACAAUGGACUGCUUAGUUCUGGAAUACUUGGAAAAAGGAGAUUUAUUUGAUUUCAUAGCUAAGACUGGUAAUUUUGGAGAGAGUCUGUGUCGCUAUUACUUUAAGCAAUUGACUCAAGUGGUAGAGUUCAUGCAUGGAUAGGGAUUUGUUCAUAGAAAUCUAAAAUUAGAGUCAAUAUUAUUAGAUAGAAAAUUUAAUCUAAAACUAUGUAAUUUUGCAUGCGCCUCAUAUUUGAAUAAAUAUAAGGAUGGCAAAUUGAAAACUAAGGUUGGAACUAAGAGUAUUAUAUAUCAAUAUUUAUCAAGAUUACCAAGCGCCAGAAGUAUUGUAUGGAGCAAUAUAUGAUGGAGUUAAAGCAGAUGUUUUUUCAUUGGGAGUCAUUCUAUUCAUUAUGUAUAAGGGUUAGCCCCCAUUUUCGAAAGCUAACUAAUAGGAUGCAUUAUACAAUUUGAUCAUCUAGGAGAAUUACAAAUAAUUUUGGGAAAUUCAUUCGUAAAAAAUGGAGUUUUCGUUCGAUUUCAAGUACUUAUACAAUUUAAUUAUAGGGAACUCUUUUUGGGAAUGGUAAAUCCAAAUCCAGAAAAGAGAUUAAAUAUAGAGGGAGUAAAAAAUUCGAAAUGGUUUGGAGGGGUUUCUAAGACCAUUUAAGAUGCUUAUGAAGAAAUGAUUAAUAGAGAGAAAUAUAUUCUUAAGGUGUGAUAUGUUAUAUGAUUAAUAUUAAAAAUUAAAAUGGAAGCUC